AUGGCGGGAGGCCCGUGGCGCUAGCAGAGGCCGGCGGGGAGCAUGGAGAGCCGGGGGGUGACCACGGGGCCCUACCGGGCCACCAAGCUGUGGAAUGAAGUUACUACCUGUUUUCGAGCAGGGAUGCCUCUGAGAAAACACAGGCAGAACUUUAAAAAACAUGGCAACUGUUUUACUGCCUGUGAAGCAGUAGAUUGGCUGUAUGAACUAUUAAGAAGUAAUAGCAAUUUUGGUCCUGAAGUUACAAGACAACAGACUGUUCAGUUGCUAAGAAAAUUCCUCAAGAAUCAUGUAAUUGAAGAUGUUAAAGGAAGAUGGGGAUCAGAAAAUCUUGAUGACAACAGUCAGCUCUUCAGGUUUCCUACAACUUCUCCACUAAAAAGUAUACCACGCCAUCAUCCAGAAUUGAGAAAAAGCAGCUUAGAGAAUAUUUCUAAAGAGAAAGAAAGUAUCUUUAAGUUACGGCAUUUAUCUCGGAGAACUCCUAAAAAGCAUGUCUAUCAGGAAACUACAGAAAAUGUUAAAAGUGAAAUUGGAGGUGAAAAUAAAGAAAACCCAGUAGAAGAAAGGGAGAUAAGCCAAGAAGAUAUUGAAGAAAUUUGGAGACAUAUUAUUUUGAUGCACUUACAUACCAUCUUAGGUACACUGUCUUUAGAAGAAGUCUUGGAUCCAGCACAAGUAAUACCUCAGUAUAUAAUAUAUAACAUGGCCAAUACGAGUAAACACGGAGUAGUUGUAUUGCAAAACAAAGCAGACGACCUUCCUCACUGGGUACUAUCUGCUAUGAAGUGUCUAGCAAAUUGGCCAAGAAGUAAUGACCUGAGCCAACCAACUUACGUUGGAUUUGAACGAGAUGUAUUCCGAACCAUUGCUGACUAUUUUCUAGAUCUCCCAGAGCCGCUACUUACUUUCAAAUAUUAUGAGUUAUUUGUUAAUAUAUUGGUUGUCUGUGGCUACAUCACGGUUCCAAAUAGAACCAGUGGAAAACAUAAAAUCCAAGAUGAUCCACAGUCUUCAAAAGGCCUCCGUGUAAAUAGUAUGAACUCUUUCAAAUCAACUGAGUGUCUUCUUCUUAGUCUACUUCAUAAAGAGAAGCAUAAGGAAGAAUCAGAAACCCCUGAUACUCUUCAUGUAAAUGAGAAAGAAUUGAAAAACCAAUGCACUGAGAAGCUGCCCCUUUGCGAUCCAAGCAGCAGAAGAUCCAGGGCUAAUGUGUUAAUUGGAGGAAGUUGUCAGAACCUAACAGGUUUGAAAAAUGAACCUGUGUUGCCUCUAUCUAAGCUUAAGCCAAGGUGCUAUUCCUUGGAAAGAAUUGUAGAUACUUCAGGGUUUGGUAGUACAGACGGCCCGAGCUUCAGUCAGUCUGAUCUUAACGUAGCAGGACAAAAUAAAGAAAAACCAUUCUUGGAUUCUGAAUCUGAAGAGAACUCCAAACUGGCUACGUGUUCAGACGGAGAGAGUCCAAAGUCGUCCUGUGUUGGUUUUAAAAGAACUUCUACAGUAACUGUUGAAGACCAGGAGGAAUCAUGCAAUGGGAAAGUCAAGUCGAAACAGCUUUGUAGGUCUCAGAGUUUGCUUUUCAGUAAUCCUAGAAGAAGAAGUUGCCGCAUCAAUAUGCCUGUCGCUGAAAUUACCAUGAGGCCCAAUUGUGUGGGUCACCUUGGACAAAGCAUCACAGAUGUGUCUGUAGCCAUGGAGAGUGAGCCUUGGGAUUCCAGGACCACAGUCAGGAAAAGACUCUGCCAAAGUACCUUAGAGCUUUCAGGAAAGUCUUUUCCUUCAGAUUCUUCUAUGCUGACUGGCACGCAGAGUUUACUGCAGCCUCACUUAGAGAGAGUUGCCAUUGAUGCCCUGCAAGUAUGCUGCUUGUUGCUUCCUCCGCCAAACCGGAGAAAGCUCCAGCUUCUAAUGAGGAUGACUUCUCGGAUGAGUCAGAACGUUGAUAUGCCAAAACUUCAUGAUUUGAUGGGGACAAGAUCACUCAUGAUACAGACGUUUUCCCGAUGCGUGCUGCGCUGUGCUGAGGAAGUCGAUCUCGACGAGCUGCUUGCUGCACGGUUAGUUUCCUUUCUGAUGGAUCAUCAUCAAGAAAUUCUUCAAGUGCCAUCCCACUUACAGGCUGCCGUGGAGAAGCACCUGGACUGCCUGAGAAAGGGCCAUAUUACGUAUCCUGGGGAUGAGCUGAUUGCUGCUUUACCAACUUACUCCUAUUGUAAGCAGAUAAGCACCCAGGAGUUUGAUGAACAGAAAAUUUCUACCUCUCAGGUUGCAAUUGCAGAACUUUUGGAGAAUAUCAUCAAAGACAAAAGCUUAUCUCUAAAAGAAAAAAAGAAAAAAUUGAAGCAGUUUCAGAAGGAAUAUCCCGCCAUCUACCAGAAGAGAUUUCCGACAACAGAAAGUGAAGCCACCGUGUUUGGGGACAAGCCGACAAUCAGGCAACCAAUGCUAAUUCUAAGAAAGCCAAAGUUCCGUAGCCUUAGGUACUGACCGAUUAUCAGACGCUAUUAAAAGAAGCCAUAUACUGAAGGACGUUACGUUAAGGCAAUCUGCCUUUCCUGUCCUUUCCCAAAAUGAGCGUGUUACAGACAUAGAAAGGUGCCAAAGCAGUUAGUGCUUCCUCUGGAAGAUCACAUAGAACGCAGUAGGUCUCGAUGGAGAACAAAUGAAGAGUGAAGGCACGAUAAGUAACCAGAAGUUUUCUGAGCAUCUCAUGCAAACGACUGGAAAAGCCAUGACCAUGUGGGCUAUAACUUGAUGCACAUGACUGUUGGCCAAAGGAUGCCUGAGCAGCAAGACGAACUCAGAAUUCUUUGAAAAGAUUUACUCACGUGUGCUAUGUGGACAUGCUGGGACAUGAAGUUCUAGGUGAUUAGGGUUGCUAGUUAACUGUUUAGUCCAAGGAUAGCUUAGUGAGGAAUUUUUAUAAACUCAGUAACUUAUAUGUUCUGCUACGUUUUGCACUCAUAUGUUUUUCCAUAUUUUUUAUAUAUUUGUGUGUAUUUGUUCAAAAGCUGAAAACAAUAUAACAUUUCACUUGUUUUCUGACACAUUUACUAUAUUUCUGUCUGGUGGUUCAACCAGAUGAGAUGCGUGCUGUGUUAAGGAUACGAAAGAAAUGUUAGCCUUGGCCUGUGUCUCCCAACCCAGGAGUGCGAGGCCCUGACUCCACCUAGUCUUACCUUCUCCACUUGGACCCAUUUGGGGCCCAGUUUGAGGGGAACACCUUUCAUAGGCACAAACCCAGGGCCAGGGUUAGUUCCGACAGAUGUCUUUGUAAAAUCCCAGUAGUCCUUGCCCUACCUCCUGCACAGAAUUGUGGUGAAGAGUGUUCUUUAGAAAGGUCACCUGCUCAAGAAGGAUGAUGCCUUGUUCACCCAGGAAGAUGUCACGAAUAACAUGGAAAUGGGGGUAGGGAGCUGCUUAUACUGAGCACCCUCACGACGUGGACUUCCUCCUCCAGUUUACAAAUUUGUUCUCCACCCUAAUAAUUUAACCCUUUCAGUCAAAAAAGAGGCUGAAUUGAGAAAUAGGGUACAUUCAGCUUCUCAGUGGAAUUUCAUGAUGCCUUAAUUGCUAAAUGAUAGCAUUCUAUUUAACGUGUUACCACUUUUUAUUAAAAGGUUGGAUAGUUUAAAGAGAGAUGGUUCAGAUAAGUAUACAUUUCAUCCAGAGAGCUUGUCUCUAAAAUUGCUGAACAUACUGAACCCAAUUACAUCUUAAGUAUGUCCAAGUACUUUGUAUACAAGCAUUUUUGCUGUUUAAAAAUAUGUGAUAAUGUGAUUGUGCUGGAAGUUGAGGUGAAAAUCAUUAUGUGGAUUUUUUGUAAUGGCUUAAUUUUGUUUAUUUGUAUAUUU
Molecule: messenger RNA, 3854 nt
Organism: Vombatus ursinus (common wombat)
Lineage: Eukaryota; Metazoa; Chordata; Mammalia; Diprotodontia; Vombatidae
Gene: DEPDC1
Product: DEP domain containing 1
Exons: 12
Coding region: 43-2487 (814 amino acids)
Biological process (GO): intracellular signal transduction
Cellular component (GO): transcription repressor complex; nucleus
Source: RefSeq, a predicted model, not a curated record